Messenger RNA from Onychostruthus taczanowskii (white-rumped snowfinch), 663 nucleotides. RefSeq names its product keratin, type I cytoskeletal 9-like. Gene Ontology annotation, cellular component: intermediate filament. The transcript has a single exon. Gene Ontology annotation, molecular function: structural constituent of cytoskeleton. The record is from RefSeq and is a predicted model, not a curated record. NCBI's taxonomy places the organism in Eukaryota, Metazoa, Chordata, Aves, Passeriformes, Passeridae. Bases 1 to 663 code for a protein of 220 amino acids.
AUGUCGUCAGGAGCGAUGGUGAGCAGCGGCUGCUCGUCCCCGUGCGAGGUGUCCUGUCCCCAGCCCUACGCGGACGCCUGGAGCCAGCCCUGUGUCACCUCCUGCGGGGACUCGCGGGCCGUGGUCUACCCUCCGCCCGUGGUCAUCACCUUCCCGGGGCCCAUCCUCAGCUCCUGCCCCCAGGAGAGCAUCGUGGGCACCUCCUUCCCAUCGGGGGCCAUGGGAUCUUCUGGGUCCGGGGGCGCCAUUGGGGGAUCCUACGGAGGGGGCAGCGGCUCCAUGGGGGGAAUUGGGGGAUCCAUUGGAGGGGGUUCCAUGGGGGGAUCCUACGGAGGCGGUUCCAUGGGUGGAAUUGGGGGAUCCUAUGGAGGUAGUUCCAUGGGUGGAUCCUACGGAGGCGGUUCCAUGGGUGGAUCAUAUGGAGGUGGUUCCAUGGGUGGAAUUGGGAGAUCCUAUGGAGGUGGCUCCUUUGGGGGCUCCUACGGAGGGAGCAGAUCCUUUGGGGGCAGAAGAUCCUUCGGCUCCUCGGGUGGGGGCUUCGGGGGUUCCUGCGGUGGGGGCAGCUCCUUUGGGGGUGGCUCCUGUGGAGUGGGAUCCUAUGGAGGGGGCAGCUCCAGCUCCAGGAGGUUUGGAGGAGGAAACUGUGGCUCCUUUUAUUUCUGA